UCUUCUUCUUUGAAUCCUUUUUGAAGUAUCCUCACUUUCGAAAGAGAGAAUAAUUGUAACACUAUGGACUCGGGAGACAAAAACUCCAUCGAAGAAACACCAGCUUACGCGGAACCCCUAACUCCCAUCACUAAUGGAGGAGACAGUGGAAUCAUUGCAGUAUCUCCACUAUGUGACCACUACAAUGAUCAAAUGAGGAUUGAUGAUUCUCCUACUACUUGUUCCGAUGAAGAAAUCUUCGACUCUUUGUAUCAAAACAUCUUUAGUAUUGCUCUCUCUCUCCAAAUAGAGGAAUCUGGUUGUGGUUCUCACACACCUCUCUCUGCGCCUUGCCCUGGAGCUCCCAUGAAGCUUACCAAGUUAUCAAGAAACAUCGAUCCAGGAUUCCAAAGGAAACUCUUUUGACAUGAUACUGCUUCUUCUUCUUUUUUUUUCUUUACCUUUUUGGUCUUCUGUUGUGGUACUCUUGUGUUGGGAAAAAAUAGUUGGUGUUGUAUUUGUGUUCAUGUGUAUUGUGAUCCUAUCUGGAAAUGUCCUCAAGAGAUAUAUUUGCAUCUAA
Molecule: messenger RNA, 559 nt
Organism: Camelina sativa (false flax)
Lineage: Eukaryota; Viridiplantae; Streptophyta; Magnoliopsida; Brassicales; Brassicaceae
Source: RefSeq, a predicted model, not a curated record